CACCCGGCGGUGGAACGGGGACCGCCGUCCCACCUGGCCCGGGGCAAAGGAGGUAGGUGGGGAGUCCGGCCAGGCACAACCCCUGGCUCCGCUCCGCGCCCGGGAAAAUACCCGACAGCUCCCGGUGAGGGAUAAAAGCUCCAGCAGACAAGGGGCCGCACACUGCUCCCGCAGCACCUCCACCGCCAGCACCGGCCAUGAGUCCGCACCUCCGCCUCCCCCUGCUCCUCCUCCUCCUCCUGGCCGCCGCCGCCGCUCGCUGCCGGGGGGCGCCGCUGGCCGGGGAGCUGCGUUGCCGCUGCGUGCGGGCCGUCUCCGACGUGAUCCCGCCGCGACGCCUGGCCCGCCUGGAGCUCGUCGCCGAGGGGCCACACUGCGCCGUGCCCGAGGUCAUAGCCACGACGAAGCAGGGACAGACGGUCUGCCUGAGCCCCUCCGCACCCUGGGUCAAGCUUCUCCUCGCCAAGCUCCUCAGCAGCUCAAUGCAGAAGAACUGAAGGGGGAAGGACGUCGCUGGAGGUGGGAUGGCACGGAGCCUGAGGCUUCAGGAGCUUCCUUAUGUUGAAACACAAUGUGUUUGAGUUCCAACUGUUUAUUUGGAUCUUUAUUUAAUGUAAUUAUAUCUGUCUAUUUAAAUAUUGCAAGUACUGUGUAAGAUGUAUCUUUAAUUUGGACAUUGUCUGAAAAGCACAACUUUAAAUGCUGUACUAAUUUACUUUCCUUAAAGUCAUGCUUUUUGGGAGGCUGUGCAGAAGAAAAGAUACAGAAAAUAUCCUGAAUUCUUUCACAGGAAAAAAAUUGCCUGGUCAUCAGCAAACCACUGAUGAGGCUUCAACAUCAGCAUGAAGUGCGUUUCCAUGCUACACGCCUUUGUAAGGCCUUGUGUAACUCACAGAAACAUUUACUUUACACAGCAGCCCUGAGCAGAGAAGCGAACUGCCGCCUCCCAAGCCAUGUCUUUAUUUUGUUUUGUACCACCUGGGAAACAGCUCAGCCUGCUGUGCCAGAGCCAAAGGUAGCUCUGCAAUGCCAGGUCAGCAGCAACUUUCAGUUCCCUUCUUGUGCCAGAAGACCCUGUUCAGCCAGCACUGCUUACCUAGUGCAUUUGCAUUUUGAGGGAGCUGAUGGAUUUUGCUCUUUGCAACCUUAGACAUGUGAUGUCUUUCUUUGUAUGGCAUAAUGUCAUAAUUUAUAUGAAGUUUUAAGUGAACAUGCUGCUAGUUACUCCUUUUAGAAUUGUGUAGAUGCAGUUUCCUGUGCUCUUCAUAUUUCUGUCCAGCAGAAAAAUAAAAAGGGGGAUCUAAACCACUUUGAAAUACCAGCCUUUAUAUGUCAUCAUGGUGAGACCAUGUGAUUUCUAUUAAUCUUCUCAUUUUCCAAAAUAUUGAAGAAACUCUCAUAAUUACAUAUGUACAAUUACUGUGGAGAGGUAUCAUGAAACAUCCAGGAUAACUGUCACAUGUUCCUGUAACUCAAACAGAAGAUUUGUCCUCAUGUUUUUAUUCCUAUACAUGUUUCCUGGUUAAGAAAUUUUCCCUUCUAACUUACGGAGUGUUGCUUUUAAAAAAAAUAAAUAUUUAUAUAUGCU
Molecule: messenger RNA, 1588 nt
Organism: Colius striatus (speckled mousebird)
Lineage: Eukaryota; Metazoa; Chordata; Aves; Coliiformes; Coliidae
Product: growth-regulated alpha protein-like
Exons: 4
Coding region: 198-497 (99 amino acids)
Biological process (GO): chemokine-mediated signaling pathway; antimicrobial humoral immune response mediated by antimicrobial peptide; cellular response to lipopolysaccharide
Cellular component (GO): extracellular region
Molecular function (GO): chemokine activity; CXCR chemokine receptor binding
Source: RefSeq, a predicted model, not a curated record